Molecule: messenger RNA, 3773 nt
Organism: Apodemus sylvaticus (European woodmouse)
Lineage: Eukaryota; Metazoa; Chordata; Mammalia; Rodentia; Muridae
Gene: Cebpg
Product: CCAAT enhancer binding protein gamma
Exons: 4
Coding region: 1-1083 (360 amino acids)
Biological process (GO): DNA-templated transcription; regulation of transcription by RNA polymerase II
Molecular function (GO): RNA polymerase II cis-regulatory region sequence-specific DNA binding; DNA-binding transcription factor activity, RNA polymerase II-specific
Source: RefSeq, a predicted model, not a curated record
AUGGCGAGCCUCGGCGGCCUCCAGCCUGCGCGUGGCGCCGCUGUCGCUGCCGCCCACCCAGUGCCCCAACUCACUCGCGCCCGCGCAGCUUCGGGUCGCGAAUGGCCAGGCCCGCGCGGGGACCGCUUUUAUAGAGGGUCGGGCAUCGCCCCCUGGUGUCCAAGCGGGUCUCGGACCAAGGGCGCCAGCAGGAUAGUUUGCGUGCAUCUGCUCCCCCGCCACGUGGCGUCCCGUUUACUCUCCACCUGGAUCGCGGCCGCGGAGGUCCGGGGCAGAAGGGACCUGAGGCCAGCGCGUUGUUCUCCGAGCGGCGCUUCUAUUGGUCACGGCGGCAGCGGCAGCGCGCGGACCCAAGAGGAGGGGAAAGCCGGUGGCCGCGGUGGCGGAACGGGCGGAGGCUGCCGGUUUCGUAACCGUCGCUCCUCCUCGCCGACUCUCGGGCUGCGAGGCCUGGGUCGGGCCGCGCCGCGCGGGGCCGCUCGGAGUGGAGGAGUGGAGGCCGUCUGUGGGCGGGCGGGACGGCCGGAGGCGCAGGUACAUGUGAAGAUUUUUUGGCAGUUGUGUGUGGCCUCCUCGGAUCACAUUGCUCUGAUUUCUACCUGUUCUGUGUCUGAAAAGGAACGUGCCCAAAUGAGCAAGCUGUCGCAGCCAGCCACUACUCCAGGAGUGAAUGGAAUAAGUGUCAUUCAUACUCAGGCACAUGCCAGCGGCUUACAGCAAGUUCCUCAGCUGGUGCCCGCUGGGCCUGGGGGAGGAGGCAAAGCCGUGCCUCCAAGCAAGCAAAGCAAGAAGAGCUCACCCAUGGAUCGAAAUAGCGAUGAAUACCGCCAGCGCAGAGAGCGGAACAAUAUGGCCGUGAAAAAGAGCCGGUUAAAGAGCAAGCAGAAAGCUCAAGAUACACUGCAGAGGGUAAACCAGCUUAAGGAAGAGAACGAACGGUUGGAAGCCAAAAUUAAGUUGCUGACAAAGGAAUUAAGUGUACUGAAAGAUUUGUUUCUUGAGCAUGCACACAGCCUCGCAGACAACGUGCAGCCCAUCAGCACGGAAACUACGACUACAAAUUCUGAUAACACAGGGCAGUAGAUCUCCUUCCAGGCUCCACGACUUUGUGACUUGAGUAUGAGAGGUGUGACCACCCUGCACCCCUUGGUUCAGUGGCUGAACUCAGUCUUGUUCCAUUGGAGGUUAUUUUCUAGGCUCAGCACUGAACAGCUGAUUAGCCAUGUAAUUUAUCUGGUCUUAAAUGAUAAUGGAUUUUUGAAGCACUAAAAGGAAACUUAGGGUUUCUGGUUAAAACAAAAUUCCUGGACUUUAAUAUUCUUAAUAAAUCCUCACUUCCCCAGAAAUGCUUCUUUUGUAGGAAUGGGAAAAUGGGAAAAUGGAAGGUCAUAGAGAAGGUACUGGGUUCUGAUGGAUUAAGAAAAGCUGAAUUCCAUCUGUGUUCGUCAAUUUGUGAUUUUAUUAUAAAUUGUGUAUGGUAAAUUCUAGGGCUACAGAAACCAAUCAUAAUAAUUUGGUCCCAUUUUAUAGAUUUAUAAACCUGUGUUAGCAUAGCCUUGUUUUUUCCUACAUACACAUUUUUAAAAAUGACUUUAAGUAAAGGUAAAGAAAUCCUAUCAGGUCAUGUCAAAGAGGUGGUUAAAAAUACAAAUUGUGUUUAGGAAGGAAAGAAGUGAUUUUGUGCUUUUCCCCUUGUUUUUUUUUUUUUUAAAGAGCAUAGACUGCGAUUGGACUUUGGGGGCUUCUUCUUACUGGAUGGGCAUUAUCUGUGUCCUAAAAACAGUAUCGACUGUAUGCUGACACUUUAGUUUCUAUGGACGCAAGUAAAGGCAGCAUCUGGUUUGGGGGAGAAACCAUUUUUUGUCGUCAAAUUAGUAAAUAAAAUGCUGCCUUGGCUUGAUGAUACAGACCAUGGUUUAGAGCACUACUAAUCUGUUUGGUUUCUCCUGUGUUUACAAGAACUGCCAAUGGGGCCAUGAUUUUUAAAAGUAAAGUUUUUGUGUGUAUGCUUGUAUGAAGAGCACCUUUUGGUGUUUGAUCUCAACUAAACGAUUAUUAGAAAAACGAAUCAACUUCAUGCCAUCUCUCAAAAGACUAGUCAAAGAAAACUUGAAAGUAUGAGGUUUGAAUCUUUAAUUUAUUUCCUAAAUCUUUUUAUUUUUCUUUGAGGAUUUUUUUUCUACUUUAGUGGGCUAUUCUUCCAGACUUCAUGUGUUAUUGCCUCUAUUAGUGUGCUUUUAUAUUCUGUAUAAAUUAUUUUAGAGUGAAAAUGCCGAUAAAACUCAGGAUAUUGACUUUUUUGUUGUGAAACCGAGACGCUGGGUGUCUGUAGGGUCUGCUUGUAUCAGUGUUGGAUUUAGAUCGUCUUCUUGGUGACUCAUGGUUUGUGCACAGUUCCAGUGUCAGUUUGUUAGCUCCUGAGAUGGUAACUAAACAUGGGUCUUAUGUAUCAAAGUUUGGGUUGCUGGGAAUCUUGUUUGAAUGUGGUCACUUCUGGCCCUGUGUCCUACCCUGACUUGGUAACCCCAUUGUCACUCAGGUUGCUCCCUAGCAUGGCAGGAAGUUGCUGACUGUCCUGGGCAGAAGCUGUCAGGGCCCUGGAGCUCAGCAGAGCUGAAGACAGGCGCCGACACUGUUCUUUGGGAGCUAAGGAAUGAGUGGGGUUUUAAAAAUUAGGGCCCAGCACCAGUUUACCUUGGUUGGAAUAGCCAUUACUCCUAAAGAUUAAGAGAUGGUUUGGAUAACUAACAAGGGCUCACCCAUAUAAUCCUAUUCUUCACCAGCUGAUUUGAUAAUUAUGUAAUUUAAUUGGAGACACGGGUCCCACUUGAACAUGUAUGUACCUACGUGGAGAGGCAGACUUUGGAAACUCUUUCUGAACACCAGCUUUCACAAAUGGAUGUUCUUGUGGGAUUUGUGGUUACCAAUGCUAGGACUUUAAAAAGCUGCAGGGAAGUCAGGUUCAGUGUUUCAGGUCAGAACGUACAAAGGAGUCCCAGCUCUGCUCUUCCCUUUGUGAGUGAGAUUGUUAGCACAAGCAAGUAGUUCCACCUUGAACACAGAUGUUAGUUGGUGUUUGGACUUUCUUACUCAAGUGGGAAUGAUGUUUAGCUUGAUAGAUUUCUCUGUAAAGUUGGGGGAAACUAGGUUUGGGGAGUGGGUAAACUUAAGGCUUUGGAAACCGUAGAGUGACUUUUGAAAGUCUUGUUACUGGGGAAGCUUUAGAGUUUGAUCUACUUGUGGACAGGUCAGUGGCUUAGGAGUCAAACUGUAGUGUGGAUUAGCCAUGUCUCUGUCUCCUGGGAUGGCUGCCCUUUGCCCUCUCUGUCUGGCCCUUUGAGUCACAGAUGACUUUGGGAUCUCAGUAAGGAUUUUCCUAAAAUAUGACUGGGUGUUUGAAAUCUGGGUCAUGAGGCCAUUCAGUUUUUACGGUUCCCAAUUUGUAGAACUAGAAGCAUGUACAGUUUGAUAAGAAAGGGAUGCAGCUGCUUUUGAUGUUUCUUAACCCCUCCCCCCUUUCCAGGGGAGCUUUGUGCCUGGACUGCCCAUGGAGCGCAUAGCGUGCUCCUGAUGCCUUAGAAGUAGGAAAAGACGCCUGUUUGUGUGACAGGCUGGGGAAGAUUCCAUUCCACAGCUAAUCAGAUCUGCCUCAGGAAAAAUACUAACUUGUUCUGUUUGUUCCUGGCCUUCAGUUUGUGAGAUUACUCUAUUUUUUUAAAAUAUAAUUUUAUUUCUUUUAACGAAUUUAAAAAUAAAAAACACCUUUGGAACAA